CACAAAGUAUCUAAAAUGGGCUGUGGGGCUUCAAAAACAAAAGAAAAGAGAGCAAUGAAAAAAAUGAUGGGAGCCAUGGAAGCUAACAUGGAGGGACUCGAGAAGAUGAAGGAGGAACUGGUUAAGAUACAGAAGGAAGAGAUGGAGAGAAGGGAGAAAAUGCCCAAGGAAGAAAGAGAAAAGUUGGAAAAGGAGGAGAAGGAAGCGAUGGGAGGAAUGAUGAAAGCCUUUGGUGGCCUUCCUCAAGAAAUGCAAAGGUACGAGAGAUAACUGAUGGGCAUGAUUUCUUAAUAUAAUAGAAUAAUUUUGAGAACAUUUACUA
Molecule: messenger RNA, 322 nt
Organism: Moneuplotes crassus
Lineage: Eukaryota; Ciliophora; Spirotrichea; Euplotida; Euplotidae
Source: the annotation of a GenBank genome assembly